Messenger RNA from Aureobasidium namibiae CBS 147.97, 1272 nucleotides. Its product is annotated as acyl-CoA dehydrogenase NM domain-like protein. The record is from RefSeq and is a predicted model, not a curated record. Lineage: Eukaryota; Fungi; Ascomycota; Dothideomycetes; Dothideales; Saccotheciaceae. Gene Ontology annotation, molecular function: flavin adenine dinucleotide binding; 3-methylbutanoyl-CoA dehydrogenase activity. The transcript has 5 exons. Bases 1 to 1272 code for a protein of 423 amino acids. Gene Ontology annotation, biological process: L-leucine catabolic process.
AUGUCUUCGAGACCCGUCCUCAGAGCGCUUGCCCGAUCUUCCAGGCUACAACAUCGAACGCUGUCGACCUCUCCGUCAUGUCUUGCCAGAAAGCACCCGAAUGGCUACGCCCCACCUGCACGAGAAGAUCUAGAAGAACUACGUGAGAGGACCAGAGAGUUCGCUCUUCGUGAGAUUCCAGAAGAUGUUGCUGUAAAGACAGACCACGAUAAUGAGUUCCCAAAUGAAAUGUGGCUGAAGAUGGGCGAAGCUGGCUUGCUUGGAAUCACCGCUGACGAGGAUUAUGGCGGUCUUGCCAUGGGCUACCAAGCACAUUGCACUGUCAUGGAAGAGCUGUCUAGAGCAUCAGGCAGCAUCGGACUCUCAUACGCCGCUCACUCGCAGCUGUGCGUGAACCAACUGAUGCUAAAUGGUAAUCAGGACCAGAAGCAAAGAUUUCUACCAGAUCUGAUUGCAGGCAAAAAGGUCGGCGCGUUGGCAAUGUCUGAAGUUUCGGCCGGAAGUGAUGUUGUCAGUAUGAAGACCACAGCCAAAGAGGUUGAUGGCGGCUAUGUCUUGAAUGGCACAAAGUUUUGGAUCACGAAUGGUCCCGACGCAGACACAAUGGUUGUGUAUGCAAAGACAGCACCGGACGCUGGCUCGAAAGGUAUCACUGCCUUCAUUGUGGAUACCACAGCCAAGGGUUUCUCGUGCGCUCGGAAACUCGACAAACUUGGUAUGAGAGGAUCAAACACUGGUGAGAUCGUACUCGAGGAUGUGUUCGUCCCCACCGAAAACAUUCUUGGUGAAGUCAACAAAGGCGUCCGAGUACUCAUGGAGGGUCUUGAUCUGGAGAGAUUGGUUUUGAGUGCAGGCCCACUCGGACUGAUGAAGGCAGCCCUGGACGUGACUCUACCAUACACUCACGAACGCAAGCAAUUCGGCCAACCAAUUGCAACAAACCAGUUCAUGCAUGGAAAGCUCGCAGACAUGUACACAAAGUACAUGGCAUCGUCAGCCUUCACAUACUCGGUGGCUGCUGCAAUCGACAAUGAUCCGGAUAACGCUCAGAUCAAGACUCAAGACUGCGCGGGUGCUAUCCUCUACGCUGCAGAGAGAGCGACCGAGUGUGGCAUGGACGCAAUCCAGUGCAUGGGUGGUAUGGGUUACAUGAGCGAGAUUGCUGCGGGCAGGAUCAUGCGAGAUGCGAAGCUGUAUGAAAUCGGAGCUGGAACCAGUGAGAUCAGAAGAAUGGUCAUUGGAAGAGCGUUCAACAAAGAAUAUCUCCGAUAG